Cladophialophora psammophila CBS 110553 is the source of this 4563-nucleotide messenger RNA. RefSeq lists its product as uncharacterized. The transcript is spliced from 3 exons. The coding region runs from base 1 to 4563 and encodes 1520 amino acids. Gene Ontology annotation, molecular function: protein binding. The record is from RefSeq and is a predicted model, not a curated record. NCBI's taxonomy places the organism in Eukaryota, Fungi, Ascomycota, Eurotiomycetes, Chaetothyriales, Herpotrichiellaceae.
AUGGCGAGCGUUACGCCCUCUGAGCAGUCCUUCAAACAGAUGUGGGAUGACGCAGAACAAAGGUUCCUCAAGAUCACCAAGACGUCGCUGAGAUCGUCGCCGAAAAAGAGCCUGAACGAUGUGAUUCAGGAACUCGAGACUCGAUACAAUGAGUCUGGUUCCGCGGACGACGAACGCAACAAGCCGCGAGCCAAAGAACUGGUCGAGAAUGUCCUCAACUGCAUCAAACUCCUGGGUGGUAUCGCCGCACAAGGCGCCUCCAUCGUAUUCGGGCCUGCAAAUCUUUGUUAUAGCGCCGUAUCCUUUCUCAUCGACAUCCCCUCCCAAGUAAGCUCGCUGUACGAAGGGCUCGCAGACCUCUUUCAAAGAAUCUUCACCUUCCUCAAAACGUUUCGGAUCUAUCAGAGGAUAGAGGAUUUUGCCGAUGUGGACCUGGAGUUAAAGCAAACUACCCACAAGCUCAUGAUCAGCUUCGUGACAAUCUGUGCUCUUUCGAUCAAAGUGCUUGGCCCCUCGAAGUUACGCAAGGUAAAGAUAGCUGCCAAACUCAUCCUCUUCGGGGACGACUCCGGCGUCGGGGCCGAGCUCUCCAAGUUCAAGAAGCUAGUUGAAGCAAACUCGCAGAUUUCCGAUGCUGUCACUCUGGAAGUAGUGCUGAAGUCCCAUCACGACCUAGACAGUAAGUUGAAGGUUGUCCAUGACAAGUUGAUUGAAGCGUCUGAGGAGAGUGGACGAAAGCUCGUCCUUAUUGCCUCCGGGGUCGAUGCUUUAGUCAAGGCAGAGAACGAGCGGAAACUGGAGAAAGCUCAUCAAGAUCAGGUCGACACCCUGUUAAAGAAACUGUCCAUAAAGAUGGAGACGGUGCAGGCUUCUGAGCAGAUGUAUCAGAAUAUCAGGGCUGCUACUGUGAGGGGAACCGGCAUCAGUUGGCUUCAAAAGGAGCGCGAUUACGAAGCCUGGAUUGAAAUCGGCUCCAAACCGGAUUCGCUCCUUCUGCUUAUCGGCGGCGAGAAGUCUGGUAAAUCGUUCUUGGUCUCGACGAUGAUAAACCAAGCUGCGUCUCAGUGCUCAGAAUCGAUGCAAUCCUCUAUGAGGGUCUCAAUUGCUUACUACUACUUCCCAGAACCUGACGAAAAGCCGUCAAGAGAGACCUCCGUCAAAGAUACGCAACUUCCAACAACAGCACUCAAGUCCAUGGCAGUCCAGAUUGCAAAGCGCAACAGCCAGUAUGCCAAAGAAAUGGCGACGCUUGGAGACAAGCAAGCGGCCGAGACUUGGACGGACCUGUCAUGCAAGGCCCUUUGGCAGACUCUACAACUCGCCGCCCCUAAGAAGGAUGCUACAUAUUUCCUCUUCUUCGAUGGGCUUGAUCAUGUCGAAGAAAGCAAGGCACAGGAAUUGCUCCACAUUCUUCUCGAUGUCAACUCCCCGAGGUUGCGGAUCAUGGCUUCUUGCGACUCCAAGUUUGUGGACAAAUACCGAAGCAAGAUCGACAGUAUGGGACGCAGGAUUCCCCGCAUUGACAUGGAGCGGAACAACUGGCCAGAUAUCGUAGCCUAUGUUGAAUACAACAUGAAACACAACAAUCUACUUCAGGGGAAAGAAGAGGAGACCGUCGAGCUUUUGAACUACGUAAAGGACAGAGUCCCGGAGCUUUCAAAUGGGAGCUAUGAUACCCUUCGGCGCCUUCUUGAUGAAGUCAAAGGAGCGAUCUCGGCAGACAAAUCUCAUGACGAAAUCCGAGCAUACCUCGAUCAUGAUGCGAAGCAAACUGAACCGCUUGUCGCACGGAGAACCCUCGACAGUCUCAACGCUGCAUUGGAGCCGCACGAAAUCACUCAGCUGAACGAACUGCUGGCCUGGGUUAUCUACGGCGUAGCAUGGUUCAAGCCACAUCAUCUGAAGGGGGUGUUGGUACUUUUUUAUGGUCGAACACCAGCCAAAACAAUCGAAGACAAACUCGACGGUGUAUACCGGAAAGUUCUCAGAGUCGACUCGGAUGGGGACGUCGUCGUCGACUCUGAAAUUGAGAAACUCCUGACUCCGGUCCCGCGUGUCCGUUCCAGCAAGGAUGCUGUGGAUGAUGCCAAACCUUUGAUCUCGAUGACCAUCACAAUCAACCGGGUAGAUGUGGACACGGUCCGACGAUUCUUGUGGGACUUGAGCGAGAAGGCCAACUUUGGCAAGAGCUUGCCAUUUGAUGCUCUCGUCCCGGUGGCCGAGGCCCUGGUGAAACCAAGAAUAAGUGCGAACCGCGCAGACGGUCAGCUCACGAUGGUAAGGCGAUGCAUGAAAUUACUCAUGGCUGAUCCUGACUCGAGAACGGAAUGUCUCAUCUCGUACGUCCUUAAAUACCUUCCUCAGCAUCUGCAGAAAUUGCGCGGGCAUGUAGAUGAAGACGAUAUCGACAUGACAGAGAGAAAAGAGAUUGGCCAGGCUUUAGUGAGUCUCUUGUUUGAUACCGAAUUCAUUGAAAAACACUGGAUUCUUGGUGAGAACCUCGAAGUAGAAUGGCUGCGUGCAGACUUUUUAGGGACCACUUUGCCCGCGUGGCUGCGUGAUAGCGCGACAGCGGAUGGUUUGUUAUACAGGUACAGACAAUGGGUGGAGCAAGCUGUACUGAGGGCGAACCCAGGGGUUGUAGCUCUGAAGGACAUUACUCUCAUGGUUGGUAGGCGUUGGCUCUGUGACAGGAAAUGGGACAACAUUGAGGGAAUGGUACAUUGGAUGCUGUCUUACCUCGACUCGGAGAACACCCAAGUUGCGGGUGUUGCGAGAGCUUCAGCCGAAACAUACGAAGAUACCAACACUGAUAAUGGCACGCAGAAGGAAGACGGCACUUCUGUCGCUGGCUCGUCGGAUGAAGAGCAGUCAGAGGUGUCAAAACAGAUAUCUCGGGCUGCUGAUUGGGUUGAAAGGGAGCUCAAGGUUGGACACAAAAACUCACUUUGGUACGAGCGCCUCGGACAAUCGUUUCUGGCUUUUAGCAUGACAGGCGCAGCAAAAGAAUCAUAUCAGCAGGCGCAAAACAUGCCGAAUGCUCACUGGAAAUGCGGCGAAGGCCUUGCCCUCGUAUACGAAUCCGAGGGGAGCCUGCAAUCUGCUGUGAAUGAAGUGACGGCUGUGAUGACCCAGCUGGAGAGUUUGCCACUGGAGGAAAACGAAACCAAUAUCGUUACCAAUCUUCGGCGUCUGGGAGGCUGGCAAGUUCAACUUGGCCACAAUGAAGAAGCGAUUUCAGCAUACCGAGAGGUGGUGGAGCUUGAUCUUUAUGACUACGAGACGUGUUGGACGCUUUUAGGCUUACUCGUCCAGUGUCAACGAGCCCAAGAGGCUCUGGAGCUGCUGACCCGCAUGGCUGAUCAAAAUGGCAGGGAGAGUGGCGGUACUCGCUUAGGGGAACUGUUGCUGAGUUUCUCCUCCGAGGACUUGGACUCAUUCGACACAAUCUUCAGCGUGACACGACGCGAAAAGCUUUUCAAGACACUCCUGGAGACCAUGCUCCAAGCAGUUCAACUUGCUCGGAAGAAGGAGGACGAAUCUUCACUUGCGUAUCUUCUAUUCUUCUACGGAGUGGCAAUCGCCCACCCCAACUACGAAGAUAGACGUCCAGACGAGGCUCUUCGUUAUUGGGAGGAACUUUGUCGCAUGGGGUUUGGGAAGUACGGCACCUGGGUCGACACCGCUGUGAGCCUGGCCGCCCGAUUCGUCUCUGCCCACCAUUUUUCACAGGCCUUAGCGGCGCACCACGAGGGAAAGGACUCCACCUUUCAUAUCUCCAACAUCGAAGAACUCAUCCAACGGGUCCGUUCUGCCUGGUUCUACGACCACUAUGGGAUGGAGGACAAAGUGCGAACGUUCCUUGGCAGCUACUAUGCGCAGUCGGGACAGAAACAGCAAGCGAGACUGGUUCUCAAGAACGACAUGAGGGAUGCUCUGCUUCUCUUAUCUGAUGAUGACCCGGACAACGACUGGCAGGGGUAUAUCGCCAUGGCGGAGGUAUUGAUGCAUGCCGGCGACGACCUCAAUUCAUUGAGCGCUUGGUCACUGCUCACCCCCCAGAAUCUGGGUGAGGAGUCAGCUGGAGAAGAAAUCACUGGCGGAGGAGACUGUCUCUUCAGUUGCGACGGCAGUUGCGGCCGUAAGUGGUCCUACGCUGAUGACAUGUAUAUGUGCAAAAUCUGCCCGGACGUCGAAUUAGACGCUGGCUGUUUGGAGAAGCUCAAGAAGGGUACGCUGAAUCGGUAUAUUUGCGACGCCAGCCACGACUGGCUGCACGUCCCGAGCUGGUCUUACGACAAUUACAUGGAGGUAGGCAAAGGGAAGGUGGUUGUGGGGGGAGAACUGGUUGACGGGAGACGAGUCGGUGGAGAAAAGGUUCCGAUCAAUGUCUGGAUUCAGGGGAUCUAUGACGAGUGGGGGAUACCGAAACCCGAGCAGGACGAGACUGAGCCUGCGCCUGCUCCUGCGCCUGAACCUGCGCCUGAACCUGCGCCUGAACCUGCGCCUGAACCUGCGCCUGAACCUGAGGAGGCUACGGUGACGAAAGUCGAAGUGGACUAG